UUCCCCCUGCUCCCCCCCUUUUUUGGGGGCUGGGAGGGUCUCGGUGCGCGGUCAGACGUUGGCUGCCGGCACUGAUGUGAGAUCCGUGAGGAAAAGGAAGAGCUGCGGGCCGGGAGCGCAGCCUUCAGUGCGAGCAGCUGCUGCCGCAGAGCGCCUAUGGAGCAUCGCGCCAGCGCGCCUGCUGGCUGCCCGCGCUCUGCCCUGGCUUUUUGUCGGGUGCCUGAGGUCUGUUUGGAGGAUGGGGAUGUCCUUAUUUUGGCCAGAACUGUUUUUGUGUGUGUGUUUUUCUUGAAAGUGUCAAAAUACCUGCAGAGCUUUAGUUUGAACGAGGACAUGGCAGACACAGCACCAGCAGAGGGGACUCAUCUCAGGACUACCUGCUGCCAGCUGUUCAAUUCCAGCAUGAGGGAUGAAGCAAGAAGGCUGAGGACUUUCUCACAGUGGCCACGCAGCUCACCAGUGUCUGCCUGGGAUUUAGCCAAGGCUGGCUUUUUCUUUGUGGGUCCAGGAGAUCAAGUACAGUGCUUCAGCUGCGGUGGCAUCCUGAAAGACUGGGAGCCUGGUGAUUGCCCAAUAGUGGAGCACCUGAAGUUCUUCCCUUUCUGUAAAUUCAUUUAUCAUGGAGCUGUUUGGAAUCAACAGGUUCCUCUUCAGGGAGUUUUUGACAGUGUAGAUGGGCAGUUCCUCAGCCUCUUGCAGAGGAUAGACAGUGAGGAGACAGCCCUGCCCAACCAACCAGAAUACCCAGAAAUGGUCACAGAGGAGAUGAGACUAUCAACGUUUCAGAACUGGCCACAGUAUACUGAGAUGCAUCCUGAGCAACUGGCUAGAGCAGGGUUCUUCUACACAGGCCAAGGUGAUGUGGUGAGGUGUUUUUAUUGUGAUGGAGGUAUGAGGAACUGGGCAUUUGGAGAUGACCCUUGGAGGGAACAUGCCAAAUGGUAUCCAAGGUGUGAAUUCUUGUUGCGAUCAAUGGGGAGAGAAUUUGUUAGCAGUGUUCAAGAGUCCUUUGCCGGCACUCCACCUCCAAGAGAUUCCAGGGACCAGAUGGGACAAGGGUCCUCUGCUUACCAAGAUCUUUUAAGGAACUGGAAGUUGCAGACUCUUCCUUCUCUGGAUCAGUUUUCUGUAGCACAGAAUGUCCUGGAGAUGGGCUUUAACCCUGCCUGGGUUGCUAGCUUGGUAGAGAAUAAAUACAUAUUGACUGGGACUUUCUACCUUUCUGAGUCUGAACUGAUUUCUGAUCUGCUUCGGCCAGAAUGGGAAGAGAGCAGCAGUGCAAAGGAAAACAGAGAUGCGGUUCAGAGAGAGACUGAAACAUCAAGUUCAAGAGGAGAAAUGCAACCUGUGCAACAAAAAGAGGAGUCUCCAUUGAGCACAGAAGAACAGCUCCGACGCUUGCAAGAAGAAAGGAUGUGCAAAGUGUGCAUGGACAGGGAUGUGUCUGUUGUAUUUGUUCCCUGUGGCCACCUGGUAGCUUGUGGAGAAUGUGCCCUCAACUUGAGACUGUGUCCUAUCUGCAGAGCAGUCAUCCGAGGAAGUGUGAGGACUUUCAUGUCCUGAACCACAGUGUGCAAAAAGGAAAAACAAGUGUCUAAAAUAUUCUCCUAUGCCAGCAGAGAAAGAAACAAUUUGUUACUUGAGCUGUCUUAUUUGCAGGAUAGCUUGGCCUAAAACUCCUUUCUAUGCAGAAUGCUUCUGGUAAGAGCUGCUGAUUAGUUCUGAUCUUGCUGUAGGACUGCUGCAGAAAAACUAUGCCAGUUUGUUUUUGUCCUUCAAAAUGAGGUUUUUGCUGGAGGUAGUCCUCCAAAUACUUGAGGAUCUCUUUUCUGUACUGAAAACAAGAGCUGUUUUCAGCAGUCUGUCUGGUUCUUUUCAUUUAGGAGUUUAGAGAAUAUCCUGCUAGGGCUGAUGGAUUCCUUCAGAAGUGUGAGUAAAGUUAGAGUAACUUUAUACCAAAUGCAUCCUGUAGUAGCUAGGAUGCUCAGUAGGAAUGGGGGAAGGGGGAAGUAGAAAGGAGAAUCUAGUUCUUCUGAGGUUGUCUUCUGAUUUUUUUUUUGUUGAAUUUUCAACAGUUGGAGAAACUAUUUUUAACAGUACUCAAAUCUACUUAACCCUGUUCUGUUUCUCCAACCUCUGCUCUCAGCUCAUUAUCCUUCUAGACAGAUGUUGAGAGACUCUCCAAUGCUCUUGGUCACAGGAUGAUCUGAAUCUUUCUUGUGAGGCCUCUUUGCUGUCUGUUAGGGACUAGACUUUUGCUAAGAGAACUUUUUUCAAAGGAAACUUUUCUAGGGCUUCUGUUUGCUGGCUAAACCAGUUUUUAAUUUAAAUAUAAUACUCUAUCCUGUAGCAACAGACUUGUAAGCAUGCUAACUGCAGGGAAGAUGGUUUUUAAAAUUUUCUGUUCUGUUUAACUGAAUAAAAGGCUUGUCUCAUGAA
Phasianus colchicus (ring-necked pheasant) is the source of this 2439-nucleotide messenger RNA. The record is from RefSeq and is a predicted model, not a curated record. NCBI's taxonomy places the organism in Eukaryota, Metazoa, Chordata, Aves, Galliformes, Phasianidae.